UCAAGGUGGUUGGUGGUGGUGCGCAGUUGUUAUAUUUGUAUUUCAGUAUUGAUUUCGGGUCAUUUUAUAUUUGCUUCUUUGUUUUUGGUCUUCUGCUGUCUGUUUACUUACUUUAACUGAACACUUUCUGCAAACAAACAGCUGAGCUUAGUCCUCAAAUAUCCUCAAAUAUUGGAAAUACGGAAAGCUGGGUUAUUUAGAUGUAGUACAGGCUUAUCUUUAUUACAGUAAUUACAGUAGAGUUUGUUGGUGUGCUUACAGGUCAAGUCACAAGCCAAGCAGUUGUUCAGCUCCUCUACACAACGCCAUUAAUCGCGAUACGAAUCUCUCCUUAUUCAUCUUCUAGUCAGUUAGUGGUCUUGUUUUGUCUUUGCGACACGACAAGGAUAAUUUUUCUUCACAAAACGUUCUUAUUAUUGAGUGAUUAAAUUAACAAUUUCAAAAUGUCGUACGCCUACCUCUUCAAAUACAUCAUCAUUGGAGACACGGGCGUGGGAAAGUCAUGUCUCCUUCUCCAGUUUACAGACAAGCGAUUUCAACCAGUCCAUGAUCUAACUAUUGGUGUAGAAUUUGGUGCUCGAAUGAUCACAAUUGAUUCGAAGCAAAUCAAAUUGCAGAUUUGGGAUACGGCUGGACAAGAAGCUUUUCGUUCGAUUACACGGUCAUAUUAUCGUGGCGCUGCUGGAGCUCUCCUUGUGUAUGAUAUUACUCGACGGGACACAUUCAAUCAUUUGACUACUUGGCUAGAAGAUGCAAGGCAACAUUCCAAUUCAAAUAUGGUUAUUAUGCUCAUUGGCAACAAAAGUGAUCUGGAAUCGCGGAGAGAAGUCAAGCGUGAAGAAGGCGAAACCUUCGCCCGUGAACAUGGACUAAUUUUUAUGGAGACUUCUGCAAAAACUGCAGCCAACGUUGAGGAAGCUUUCAUUGGAACAGCCAAGGAAAUUUACGAGAAAAUUCAGGAAGGUGUAUUUGAUAUCAACAACGAGGCAAACGGAAUAAAAAUUGGUCCACAACAUUCUCCAACAAGUCCGACCAGCCCGUCUGGAGGGUUGGGAGGUAGUCAAGGUAGUGGUUGUUGUUGAAAAUUGGCAGCAUUUUUUUUAGCAAAUUACAACAGUCACCCACUGCCCCUCUGCCCCUAUAUAUCCUCCUACGUUUAUCCAGUCUAUUUCGUCCCCAUAUUGAUGGAUUGCAAAUGAUGCACAAGAAGAAACCGUAUAAUGAAUCCACCCACCCACGACUCUUUUUUAAUCAUCCCUAAUUUGAACUUGAAGUAAUUUAUCUGCUUAUACGUUACACCACUUUGUAUAAUCAUUGUGAAGGUAGUACCCAUCCGUCUUAUUUCGGACAAGAGCAAAAUGCGAAUUUUAUUAAUAUUAUUAUAAUGGAAGAUAUCAAUACUAUCUGUUCUAAAGAAAGGAGAUGAAUUAUACGCCAUUGUAUUAUUUUACGACGCUGCUGCUUAUGUACAUUACACAUUUUAAGAGUCAUUCAUAUUAAUAUUGUGGAUAAGUUAUAUAACAUUAGAAAUAAUUUGUUCUUAUUCUGAGCAUACGUUGAUUGUAAUUAAAAAUUUGAAUUGGUCGCCUUUCAUUCUUCUUCCUACAUACUCUUAUAACAUUAUGAUAUAAUCUAUCUAUUCUAACUAUUUCUAACAGUUUGAGUUUAUAAAACUAUUAAUCGCGACGUGAUAUAGAUACAUAGCUUACAAACCCAAGAAGAGGCUCGAUCGAUGAAACCAUAAAUUAUUGCAUUAGUUAUUAUAUGCUUUGGAAAGUUUCACUUCUGAGUUCUAAAUUUGAUACAUACAAAUAUUAGCUUAUGAAUUAAUACAAAUUGAAAAUUGAACCAAAAAUCUAGAAAGGAAUAAUUUUGACGUGAUCUUCCCAAACUGUAGUGACCAUGUCUUUAAUCUAUGCUGUAAUAAUUGGUAAAAAACGAAUGAGGAGAUGAUGCGAAUGAAUAAAUAAAGUGCUUUGAAUGUAUGACGUACAACUAA
Molecule: messenger RNA, 1999 nt
Organism: Folsomia candida
Lineage: Eukaryota; Metazoa; Arthropoda; Collembola; Entomobryomorpha; Isotomidae
Gene: Rab2
Product: ras-related protein Rab-2
Exons: 8
Coding region: 444-1082 (212 amino acids)
Cellular component (GO): Golgi apparatus
Molecular function (GO): GTPase activity; GTP binding
Source: RefSeq, a predicted model, not a curated record